AUGGCGAACGAGGUGAUUCUUCUUGAUUUCUGGCCGAGUAUGUUCGGAAUGAGGACAAGGAUCGCAUUGAGAGAGAAAGGUGUCGAAUUCGAGUACAGAGAAGAAGAUCUAAGGAACAAGAGUCCUCUGCUUCUUCAGAUGAAUCCGAUUCACAAGAAGAUUCCGGUUUUGAUCCACAAUGGUAAACCGGUUUGCGAGUCUAGCAUUCAGGUUCAGUACAUCGACGAGGUUUGGUCUCACAAGAACCCUAUCCUUCCUUCUGAUCCUUACCAGAGAGCUCAAGCUAGAUUCUGGGCUGAUUUCAUCGACAAAAAGGUGUAUGAUGUAUCUAGGAAGACAUGGACAACGAAAGGUGAGGAGCUUGAAGCAGCUAAGAAGGAGCUGAUUGAGAUACUCAAGACUCUUGAAUCUGAGCUUGGAGAUAAACCUUACUUCGGUGGCGAUGAAUUUGGGUAUGUCGACAUUGCAUUGAUUGGAUUCUACACUUGGUUUCCUGCAUACGAGAAGUUUGGUAAUUUGAGCAUCGAAUCAGAGUGUCCAAAGCUGAUGGUUUGGGUUAAGAAGUGUUUGGAGAGAGAGACUGUGGCUAAGUCCUUACCUGAUCCUCACAAGGUUACUGAGUUCGUCGCUGAGCUCAGGAAGAGAUUUGGACUUGAGUAG
Messenger RNA from Arabis nemorensis, 660 nucleotides. Lineage: Eukaryota; Viridiplantae; Streptophyta; Magnoliopsida; Brassicales; Brassicaceae. The record is from the annotation of a GenBank genome assembly.